CGCUUUCCCCAAAUCUAUGGUUUCAUGGGCGGCUUCCUUCCACUUGCUACCAUCGCCAUAACCCUCCGGAUUAUCUCACGCUUGAAGUUCUCUUAUAUCGGCGCGGAUGACAUAGCGAUCGCAAUUGCAUAUAUUCUGUUCAUCGGCCUGAUUGUCGCGACUGUGUUUGCGACGAAGUAUGGCCUCGGGAUACACAUCGUCGAUGUUGACUAUCCAAAGACCGGAGUCAGCAUGCAGAAGUGUGGUUUCUCAUCACAAGUCUUGUAUCCAGCGAGCCAAGGGUUCACGAAACUCAGCAUUCUACUCUUCCUCUCCCGAGUGGUACCGUCUACGAGCCCAUGGAAAAAAAGGAUAUGGACAAUUGCCGCAUUUGUGGUGUGUCAAGAGACCGCUUUCACGAUAACGCUGUUUUUGCAGUGCCGGCCAACGCCAUACUAUUGGGACAAGUCGUUGACUGGAACGUGUAUCAACCAGCCCGCGUUUUACUAUGUUGACGCCUCAAUAAAUAUCCUUACAGAUCUCAUGAUUCUCUCUUUGCCGUGGUUGAUUUUUUCUGGUGAGUACUCGCGUUCCAAAAUGGGAAAUGGAGGCAUCCGCUGA
This is a messenger RNA of Lindgomyces ingoldianus, 600 nucleotides long. RefSeq lists its product as uncharacterized. NCBI's taxonomy places the organism in Eukaryota, Fungi, Ascomycota, Dothideomycetes, Pleosporales, Lindgomycetaceae. The annotation marks the transcript as partial. The transcript is spliced from 2 exons. The record is from RefSeq and is a predicted model, not a curated record.